Lachnellula hyalina is the source of this 675-nucleotide messenger RNA. RefSeq lists its product as uncharacterized. Lineage: Eukaryota; Fungi; Ascomycota; Leotiomycetes; Helotiales; Lachnaceae. The coding region runs from base 1 to 675 and encodes 224 amino acids. The transcript is spliced from 2 exons. The record is from RefSeq and is a predicted model, not a curated record.
AUGGUUCUCAAACGAAAGCGUUCCGACUCCGAGAUCUCCUCCAGCAGCUCCAUGCUCGCCUCGCCCCUCUCCACCAGCACCUUCAUGUCAAUAGACAGUGUCCAAUCCCAUCAACCUCAAAUAUCAACACCUUCCCUCUUCUCCUCACGCACCCGCAAACGCCACCGCGAUAAUCGUCCCUCGGAGGCCGAUGUCCAUCAUCACACACUAUCCAUUCUUUUCUCCGCGCAACAGCAGCAGCUGUCACCACCUCAACUAUACACCUCUCCUCCUUCAUUCCCGCAACAAACACCUGUGGCGUGUCUACCUGCUCGACAGUCGAGCUUGCAUUCGUUCUGGACGCUUCCUUCCAGUCGACAAUCCUUUUCUUCGACUGAUUCAUCAGAUACAUUAAUUUCUCCAAUGACGAUACCGGAUGCCGAUUCGUUCUUUCGGUCGACCAGUUGUGAGGACUGCGAUGCAUCACUCAACCCAGAAAAGAACGGAGAAGCGAUGGAUGUGGAUGUCAUGAUGGACGUCAAUAUAGCGGGAGGGUUGAAUCACGCAUGCACAGGCUGUGGAAAGCAAGUUUGCCAUGGAUGUGCCGUCAGUAAUUUGGGGGCGGAUAGGAAGUGCUUGAUGUGUGCUGGGAAGAAAAAAUGGAUUGGGGGUCUGGGCUGGAUGAGGAUGGAUUGA